This is a messenger RNA of Trichomonas vaginalis G3, 1801 nucleotides long. Its product is annotated as lipid binding. The record is from RefSeq and is a predicted model, not a curated record. The transcript has a single exon. Lineage: Eukaryota; Parabasalia; Trichomonadida; Trichomonadidae. The annotation marks the transcript as partial.
AUGCUUUUUACAUGCGUGUGUCUAUGUUUGAGAAAAAUACAGACAAAUCCUGAUAGAACUGAGAAAGAAAACACACCUUCAUUCGUAGAUGCCAUCACUGAUAAUUACACUUUAUUAGAUUUAAAUCUGAUCAAUGAAGAAUUAGAAUAUUCAACAACAACGAUGUCAUCAACACAUCGUGAUUUUGCAUUUAUCAGAUGCUCAGUUACACUUUAUGGAGAUACAAAUUUUAUUUCUAAUUAUGCUUUUGGCCAAAGUCCUUCAUCUGGUCUUGGUGGAGCAAUAUUUUUAAGUCAAUCGGUCCUAGUUUUCUAUGGAAGCGGAAGCACUCAUAAUUUUUCCAUGAAUAUAGCUUCAGUUGGUGGAGCUAUAUGCUCAAUUGCAUCAUCCAUUUCACUUGAAUGCACAACAUUUCAAAGUAAUAUAGCUUACAAAUACGGAGGAGGUAUAUAUUUCCAAGGUGCCUUUCUGAAAGAUAAUGAUUAUAAUUAUCUUUCUCCUUCAGUCACUCUUAUAGGUUAUAAUAACGUAUUCAAUUCAAACAGCGCAUGCGAAAUAGGAGGAGCUAUAGCCUUCUCUUUUGGCCUUCAGAUCUAUCUUGAAAAAAUUAUUUUUGCAAUGAACAAAUGUUGUUUCUCAGGAGGUGCUGUUUUUUGCUCAGGAGUUGAUGAUAUUAAGUUUGUCUACUGUACAUUUAUUAAGAACAUUGUAAAUGCAGAGAAUACAAACAUAAUGAGCUAUCCAAUGAAAUUAAGAUAUGAAGAAUCAUCUACAACAUUUUCGAAUGGUGGUUUUGUAAGAGAAUUGCCAUCGAGGUUUAAAGCUCGUGGAGGUGGUGCUAUAUGCUUUAUUUCUGAUGCAAAGAAGAACUUGGGUUUGCCAACAACAGAAACAACAAAGGAGCAGAGAUAUUUAGAAACAAAUGGAUGCUGCUUUAACAAAGAUUCUUCUACAUACACCGCGGUUACAUUUGGAAAUGGUGCAGGACAUGAGAUUCUGUUAGAAGGAUAUGCAAAAUGGAAAUCAUACAUGGAUAGAAUGAAUGGAAUUGACAAGAAUCUUAUUCAUUAUGGAUUUGCUAAUCAAUAUGUAUCUCGUUCAUUGUCAAGUAUUUGGGAUGGAAAUGCAUCAGAUUGGGUAAUAUUUGAUUAUCAAGGAGCCGCAAACAGUUCGGAAAUUUGUUAUCCUACAUCAAUUACAUUAAAUAACUCUGAUCCCGAUCUCCCAGAUGAAACUACAAUUUCAUAUGCAGAAAUUAGCAAUGAAGGUAAUGAUGCGGCAACAUCUUCUGUACCAGAUCCAACAUCAUACACAUAUGUUGCGACACCAAUUACAAGGUUACCACAGGCAACAACGCAGAGUGCAAGCUUAUAUUCUAUAGCCACACGUAAUAUUGGAACAGAUACCACUUUCGAUUUUAAUAACUUGUUCAAUCCAGGAUCUACAGGAAAUGGUAGUCCAUCAACGCCAGAACAUUAUCCAGGAUUGACAGCAAUUCCAAAUUUAGGAUUUAGAACAUUAGUUGCAACUCCAUCCAGAACCGCAAAGGAAACACCUUAUGAAACAAUAUUUUCAACAGCUCAUUCAACACCUUAUGAAACAAUAUAUUCAACAGCCCAUUCAACACCAGUCAUAACUCAUUUCUCAACUGUUGAAACAACACCAUCUGUUUCGGUUAUUGCUGAGAGAACAGUUCUACAAACUCCAAACAGUCUAUUAUCUUCGAAAGCUGGAAAAACAUAUUCUUCAACAAAUACAUUGAUCGUUAUUGAAAUUUCAUCAAUGACUAAUCUUUCAGCGG